This is a messenger RNA of Saprolegnia parasitica CBS 223.65, 3268 nucleotides long. RefSeq lists its product as hypothetical. Gene Ontology annotation, biological process: microtubule-based movement. Lineage: Eukaryota; Oomycota; Saprolegniomycetes; Saprolegniales; Saprolegniaceae. The transcript has 18 exons. The record is from RefSeq and is a predicted model, not a curated record. The coding region runs from base 56 to 3268 and encodes 1070 amino acids. Gene Ontology annotation, molecular function: ATP binding; microtubule binding; microtubule motor activity.
CUCAAGCGUCGCCGAAGCGAAAGAUCGCAGAUCGCAUCUGCCAGAUUGCACCAGCAUGAGCGUGAGCAUCAAGGUGUGCAUCCGGUGCCGGCCGUUCACGAUCGAUGACACGCUCGGCGUCGUCAUGACACAGAAGGGUGAUGAGGAAGGCGAGGUCGAGCUCAUCAACUCGACAUACUCGACGACGCGGUUUGCCUUUAGCUGGGCGUGGUGGAGCGCGUACGGCUACAAGCGCCACGUCAAGGGCGACUCGCUGCCUGCCGACAACAUGCUGCUUGUGGACCAGGCCAUGGCGUACGAGGCAUGCGGCGCCAAGAUCAAGGACGACCUCUUGGGCGGCAACGCGGUCGUCAUGUUCGCCUACGGCCUCAGCGGGUCGGGCAAAACGUUUACCGUCUUUGGCCCCGACGCUGUGGACAUUCCAGAGGCGUGGUUCAAGCACGAAGAGCCGCAUCCGCUCUGGGGCAUCUUUCCGCGGCUCGCGUACAACCUCUUCAAGGAGAAGCAGGAUGGGUGGAAGAUCACGAUGAAGUACUUUCAAAACGUCGUCGACACGGUCCGCGACCUCAUGUCGCCGAUGGCCCAAGAGCAGCAGUACAAGAACGGCAUGCGCAAGGACGCGGAUGGCUUUAUGGACAUUGAGUGGUGCCAGGGCGUCGUGCUCAAGGACUGGAACGAUCUCCGCCGGACAUUUAUGAGCGCCAACUCGCGCAAAGCGAUUGCACCGACGCAGUUCAACCACCAGUCGACGCGCGGCCACUGCAUCAUGACGCUUGAAGUCGAGAAGCCCGACCCGGAGCGCGAAGGCAUGAAGCAGCGCGGGCGUAUCUACGUCUGCGACUUGGCCGGCACCGAGCCUGCCGGGGACAUUGUGUACGCCAACUACCAAAAGCUCGUGUUCGACGACGGGUCGAUCGAGAUGAAGUACCUUGGACCGCACCAGGAUGCGUCGAAAUCCAAGGAGCUUCAGGACCAGGGCAAGAAGAUCAAUCUGAGUUUGACGGAAAUGGCCCAGUUCUUCAUGAAGAUGGCGGAGGCUGUCCAGAAGAAGACGCUCAAGCCGGGCGCGAGCAUCCCAGGCUGCAACUCGUACUUUCUCUGCAAGUACCUCAAGGACACGAUGCUCCAAGCCCGAACCUACCUCUUUUGCGCCGUCCGACCCGAAGUGACGUAUCUCAACUACACUUUUUCCACGCUCGGCUUUGCCAAGAACGCGUCUGUCAUCAAGCUCCAGCCCAAGAAGGCAUCGGCGGCCGCGUCGCCCGCAGAACGCAAGCUCAUGGCAGAGCUCGACGAGAUGAAGAACCUUGUUGCGAUGCUUAAGGCCGAGAACGAAAAGAUGGCCAAGAUGGGUGGCGGCGGCGGCGGCAGCGACCAAGUCGACAAGAUCAGCGCCCUCCUUGCCCAGAAGCAACGCGAACUCGAAGGUGUUCUCUCGGGCGAGACGAGCGAUGGCGGCGACGGCGGGUCCAAGCCCGCGGCCAAGGCCCAAGAGGAGGCCAUGCAGCGGCAGAAGGAGGAGUACGAGAAGCGGGGGAUUUCGCUCACGUUCUUUGAAGAGAAGACGACGCUGCCGUACUUGAUCAACCUCGACGUCGACGCCUACCGGUCGCAGCGCUUCAUGUACCUGCUCACGAAAGAAGUGACCAUCGUGGGCACGAAAGGUGACAUCAAGCCCAUGGCGCUCUCGGUCGUCGACGGCCACUGCAGCUUUGAGAAAUCCCCGCCCGUGCUCUCCGAAGCUGGCGCCGACACUGGCAGCGUGGUCACGCUCGUCGGUGGCAACGGCGACACGAUGCACAAUGGCAAGAAACUCGAGAAAGGCACGCGCGUGGAGCUUGCUGCGUUCGAUCGCGUCGUGAUUGGCAACGAACUUAUGCUCUUCCGCUACCCGGGCCGCGAGGACCCGGGGAAGGAGCCACCGACCGCCGACGAUGCGGCGCACGAGUUCCAAGAGGCGCUCCAGAGCCAAGAUAAAGCGGCAAUGCAAGCGCUGGAGGCGCAGCGGCUGCAGUUUGAAGCGGAAAAGGCCGCGUGGGAAGAGCAAAAGGCCCAAGCUCAGGCCGCGCGGUCCGAAGCACUCUCAUCGGCGACACCGGAAGAAGUUGCCGAGCAAGAACGCAAGCUGCAAGAGCUCGAACAGCAGGAGAAGGAGCGACUCGCGCGACAAGUCAACGACCAAGAGCUGCGGGACGUUUUGCCCAAGAUCAACGAGCUCAAGCAGAUCGUCCAUGUGCUCAAUCGCGACGUUUUGAGUUUUGAGACGGCGCUCAAAGGCACGGGCGGGGAUGGCCAAGGCAUUCCGCAGGUCAAGGUCAAGGUCCACAACAGCAAAACCGACGAGACGAUCUUGCUCGAUGUCUUUGAGUUUGUGAAAGCGUACUCGCUCUUGAAAGACGAAGUUGCGUUUCUCAAGAACGCGAUCGCCAACAACCGCGAGUACACGUCGCCGAUGGGCCACGAUCCAAUCACACUCCUCUUCGACAACUCGUUCCACGUCGGCAGUGCGACCAACUUUCCCGAGUAUCUCUUGUACAACCUCGAGACCGAUCCGGACGAAAGUCGCAUGAACAUCAAGAACGCGGUGCCACCGUUCAACACGAUCGGGAAGCUUGAGGUCGUGUGGACGCCGCUGAGCGCAGAAGACGAGGCGCAGCACAACCCAGACCACAUCCAAGACAUUGAUGGCCCCAUGGAUCUGGUCGGCAAGUCGUGGACGUACAAGCUCGAGAUCAAGGGCGCGACGGGGUUGCCCAUGAUUACGGACUUGGCGUAUGUCCAGUACGAGUUCCUCGGCGAGCUCUUUACGACCGAAAGCGUCGAGCAAAACACGCGCAACCCCGUCUUCAAUUACUCGCAUGUGCACCACGUGCCGUGCGUCACGGCCGAGUUCGUCCAGUACCUUCAGACGCACCGGCUCGAGUUCCAGCUCUACAUCAACCCCUACAUUUUGGACCCGCCGAAAGACGCAAUCAGCACGGGUAACCCAACGAUUGUGAGUCUCCUCGGCGGCACCGCGACAGCCAAGCUGCCGUACGACGAGCUCGAAGUCCAAUGCAAGAAACUCGAGGUCGAGAAGCAGCUUUUGUCGGAUGAAAUCGUGUACUUGCGCCAAACGUUCAAGGCCGCGACGGGACAGGAGGCGCCGGCGUAUGCACCGCUAAAGGCAAGCGGUGAGGCUACAGCGGACCUCUCGACGCCGCGCAAGCAGCUGGCCGAGGCCAAGUCCAAGGACGCACUCCUCAACACCGAGACGCCGAACGCAUAA